This is a messenger RNA of Acromyrmex echinatior (Panamanian leafcutter ant), 1813 nucleotides long. RefSeq names its product trophoblast glycoprotein. Gene Ontology annotation, cellular component: membrane. NCBI's taxonomy places the organism in Eukaryota, Metazoa, Arthropoda, Insecta, Hymenoptera, Formicidae. The record is from RefSeq and is a predicted model, not a curated record.
CCGUGCAAUGUGAUGCGGUCCGUCGCGUCGUGACGUGGAGAACAGGAGCCGCUCUUGCGCUUCCUACCUUCCUCGCGGAGUCUCCUCUCGAGUGUCUCUGCGGAUCUCGCGCGUCUCGCUGCUUCCGGAAACUUGAGAUCGUGAACAAAAUUAAUUAUUCCUCGAGGACCUCGAAAAAAAUUACGUAUACAUAAAUAUAUAUCAGUGCGACCUACCGAAAAGAGGUGGGUCUGAUCGAAUCUUUUCCUCCUGCGGAACAAACGAGAUAUAUAGCUCGACAGUGCAUUCCUGGGACGGAGCGCACUCGGGGGUCCCCCGAGUCUCUCCCUCCCUCUCUCACUUUUUCUCUCUGUUCUUUUCGUCACGCGGACGGAAUGAUUGGAAGCACAACGCGUGAAGGUCUUCUCGGCCAACGUUUGAUCAGUCGUGCAUAAGUGUAACGGCGAAAUCCUUUCGAGAGUACGUUCUUAGCGAAAUCAUUGAUCGCGAUGAGGACCAUCGUUUUCAGUUUAACAUUUUUCUUGAUAUCGGUGUCGAUCGCUGGAUCAAUCAAUGACUGCGAGGAUCCCAAUUUUCACUCUUUGGAGACGCCAGAGUCAUCCAAAUUGGAGUGUGGUCCAGCUUUCAAGAACCGCUGUCGCUGUUUCCGAACGUGCUAUGACGGUCACCAUCAGUACGUCGUGAAUUGUACGGGAAGUGGAUUUCAGGAUACAUCCCCACUGGCGCAUCUGCCUAAUGAGACGCAAGUACUCAUCUUUACGGGGAACGAAUUAGAGGAGCUGCCCUGGAACGUGUUCGGCACUUUGGACAGCCUACCGUAUCUGAGGGUGAUCGACAUGUCGAAUAACAAGAUACGCGAGAUACGCGGCAAGGCUUAUCACCAUGUGCAGCACGUGGAACGUCUUAUACUGGACUUCAAUGAGCUCUCGUUGGAUCCCGCGAGGAAUCAUCCGAGAGUGUUCUCCAAUUUCAUUUCUCUUCUAGAGCUGCAUCUGACCGACGCCUUCGAAGACGGUCCACCGAGGAACCUGGCGUCGACGCUCCACGAUAUCUUUGUAAACAGCAACCUCACACAGCUGAUAAAACUUCAUCUCGAACAGAACGAGAUCUCGGAGUUUCGAGAUGUCAAUGUAUUCUGUGAUCUACCAAAUCUUCUUGAUCUUCAUCUCGGCGAUAACGAUCUGAACGCGCUGCACUUUAAUUUGUCGUGCUUGCACAAUCUGCGCUUCUUGGAUUUACGACGAAACAAAUUCACAAGAAUUCUCGAGCGCGAUCUCCACAUCAUGGACAAUCUCGCCAAGCACGAUCGAAACGUAACUGUGGAUUUUUCUGUCAAUCCUUUCGAAUGUUCCUGCAAGCUCAAUCCAUUCAUCAAAUGGAUAAAGAAGACGAAAGUGUUUAUCCGAAACAAAGCCAACUUACAAUGUUAUAAAGGUAAUGUAAGCUACGAUUUCCACGAAACAAAGAAUUGCGCUCCAAAGCUCCUAGUUUCCACUCGGCGAGGAACUACGGUGGUGCUUUGCUUCCUCUCAAUGGUGCUGAUUGCCCUGGUGUGCGCUUUAGUCUAUCUACAAAGGACAAUGCUUCAGAAAAAAAUUGAGCCGGUGCUCGAUUCGGUCAGCAAGAGGGUGCGGUACACCUCAAUAGCGAAUGGUGAUACUCGCGAGGAUGUGUGAACGUAGAAACAGAAGAGAAUCUGCGAAACGAUAAGUUUUUGCUUAUCGAACGAUAUCGAAUUGUGAUUAAUGCUAUUUAGUAUUCAAUUUAACAUUACAUGUAAUCCGUUUAUAAAUAAAUAUUAUUUAUUACAACA